AUGAAGCCACAUCAAUCAUACAGAGAGUGGGUAGCCGAUCUCCGCGGAUUGGCAAGAGAGUGUAACUUUUCGUGCUCAGCCCAGAAUUGUUUGCACAAUUUCGUGGAUGAUAUGAUUCGUGACCAAAUUAUUAUACGUACACCUCACGAUGCAGUGCGCACGGCUGCGUUCCAAAAGCCCCAGCCGACACUUGCUGAUGUUUUGCAGAUUGCAGAAUUGUACGAAACAACCACUAAAACGGUGGCAACAAUUAAAGAACAAACGAUCGAAAACUCAAUGCCUGUUAAUUCAGUUGUAAAAUUCAAAUCAUGUUCUGGCUGUGGAAACUCUCAUGCAAGAGAAAACUGUAAAUUUAGAAAUGCUGUUUGCAAUAGAUGUAGCAAAAUUGGACAUAUUGCGCCAGUGUGCAUGUCAAAACAAAACAAGAACAACAAACGUAGUUCAGGUGAUGAAAACAAUAAGAAGGAUUAUCGUCGUAAAAGUCACAACAUUGGUACUGUUGAAACAAUUAACAGUUUAACAGGUAUUGUAAAAACUGAAAGCAAUAAGAAUUACAUUGACUUGGAAAUUUGUAAUAAAAUUGUGUCUUUCCAAAUGGAUUCUGGUGCAACAGUUUCUUUAAUAAAUAAGCGAACAUUCAAAACUCUAAAUUGCCCAAAGUUGCGGAAUUGUACAAAAACCUUAUUUGGUUUUGGCAAAAAUGAAAUUCCAGUGCUUGGUGAACUUUGCGUAGAUAUCAAAUGUGGCGGAAAAGAAAGGGAAGUGGUAAUCGUUGUCGUGGAUGUCGAAAACUGUAACAAUUUAUUCGGUUUCGAUUUAUUUAAAGAAUUCGGCCGACAAAUUCCAUUUUCGCAAAUGUCACUUUUCAAGAAAGAAGUCGAUCGAUUGACAAAUGCGGGUAUUUGGAAACCUGUGAAGUUUUCCCAAUGGGCUUCGCCUAUUGUACUAGCGCCAAAAGCUGAUGGUUCCAUAAGAAUUUGUGGGGAUUUUAAACAAGCAGUCAAUGCGCAAAUUGACAUUGAACAAUAUCCUUUGCCCAUACGCGAAAGUCUUUUCCAUAAAAUAAAUUGCGGUCAACAUUUUACAAAAAUCGACCUUAAGGAUGCGUAUUUACAAAUGGAACUCGACGAUGAAGCAAAAACAAUAAUGGUUGUCAACACUCCACUUGGGUUAUUCCAAUACCAACGUUUACCGUUUGGAAUUGCAAGCGCUCCAGCUAUAUUCCAAAGAUAUCUUGAGCAGUUACUUCAAGGCGUAGAAGGUUGCGGAAAUUAUCUCGAUGACAUUAUCAUCUCCGCACCUACAUUUCAACAACACAUCAGCCGCCUAGAACAAGUACUUCGUAUUUUGCAACAAAAUG
This is a messenger RNA of Teleopsis dalmanni, 1360 nucleotides long. RefSeq lists its product as uncharacterized. The transcript is spliced from 3 exons. The annotation marks the transcript as partial. Lineage: Eukaryota; Metazoa; Arthropoda; Insecta; Diptera; Diopsidae. The record is from RefSeq and is a predicted model, not a curated record.